This is a messenger RNA of Marasmius oreades (fairy-ring Marasmius), 1447 nucleotides long. RefSeq lists its product as uncharacterized. NCBI's taxonomy places the organism in Eukaryota, Fungi, Basidiomycota, Agaricomycetes, Agaricales, Marasmiaceae. Gene Ontology annotation, biological process: intracellular signal transduction; protein phosphorylation. The transcript has 8 exons. Gene Ontology annotation, cellular component: nucleus; cytoplasm. The coding region runs from base 86 to 1240 and encodes 384 amino acids. The record is from RefSeq and is a predicted model, not a curated record. Gene Ontology annotation, molecular function: ATP binding; MAP kinase activity.
CUCCUCUGUUUUGCUGUCCAGCUUGUCCCUCUUUUCCCCUCAUCACCCUUCUCCUUUCUUGCUCGCUUCCUUGUCGUCCUCAACGAUGUCAGAGACCACUCAGACCGAAGCCAAGGCCCCUAAAUCUAAACAUUCACAUGCGGCGUCAACAGCUGCUCCUACUCCUCGAAAAGUCCGUUUCAAUGUCGGGACUCAGUACCAGGUCUUGGAUGUGGUCGGAGAGGGUGCCUAUGGUAUUGUCUGCUCUGCUGUGCAUCGACCAAGUGGACGCAAGGUCGCGAUUAAGAAGAUCGCUCCUUUUGACCAUUCGAUGUUCUGUCUUCGAACCUUGAGAGAACUCAAACUACUCAAGUUUCUGAGUGAGGCUGGUGUCAGCGAGAAUAUAAUCUCAGUUCUCGAUAUCAUCAAGCCACCAUCUCUGGAAGCAUUCAAAGAGGUCUAUCUAAUUCAAGAACUCAUGGAAACCGACAUGCACCGUGUUAUUCGUACACAGGACUUAUCGGAUGAUCAUGCGCAGUAUUUCGUCUAUCAAACGCUUCGAGCACUCAAGGCUCUUCAUUCCGCCGAUGUCAUCCACCGAGAUUUGAAACCAUCCAACUUGCUGCUCAAUGCAAACUGCGAUCUAAAAGUUUGCGACUUUGGCUUGGCGCGCUCAGUGAAGACCGCUGAACCCUCGGGUACAGAGACCGGUUUUAUGACUGAAUAUGUUGCAACUCGGUGGUAUCGCGCGCCCGAAAUCAUGCUUACCUUCAAGCAAUACACCAAAGCUAUCGAUGUCUGGUCAGUCGGAUGUAUAUUGGCUGAGAUGCUUUCUGGGAAGCCGUUGUUCCCUGGAAGGGACUACCACCAUCAACUCACCCUUAUCUUGGACGUUUUGGGAACACCGACCCUGGACGAGUUCUACGCUAUCACCACCAGGAGAUCGAGAGACUAUAUCCGUGCUUUGCCAUUCCGAAAACGCCGCCCCUUCUCGCAAAUCUUCCCCAAUGCCAAUCCAAUGGCUAUCGACUUCCUCACAAAAACGCUUACCUUUGAUCCUAAGAAACGAAUUAACGUUGAGGAGGCAUUAGCGCAUCCAUAUCUAGAAGCCUACCAUGAUCCUGAUGAUGAACCUGUUGCUCCCCCACUCGACCCGGAAUUCUUCGAAUUCGAUCUCCACAAAGACGACAUCAGUCGUGAGCAAUUAAAGGAACUACUGUAUGAGGAAAUAAUGGCGUUCAAACCUGCCCCGAUUGUAUAAUAUGUGGAGUGCAAGCCUUGAAGGCUGUUCGUUCGAUCACAUUUCAUCUUGUAUACUGUUAUCGCUCGCUAGCAUCUAAAUUGUUUGAUAUGUUUUGGUUCAUCUUACACUUUUUUAACCCUGCAUAGAAGGAUAAUCGUAUUAAGCAGGACCAUUGUCGAUCAUUCGUUUCAUUUAUAUGAAGUGAACACUGAUAUCACAAGUUCG